UCCAGCAGCAGAUCCAAUUUCAAAAUUCCAAAGCCACAUGAAGCAACAGGCGGAAGACCUCGUGUUGCGGAAGAAGCGCAAGCUGCCCAAGCCAGAGGAUGGCGACGGAAGCGGGGCCGACGACAACCAUGACGACGAAGGAGAAAACUCAGAGUCGCCGUCCGCGGCCCAGCCCCUGGACGACCAUGACAAGAAAACCAUCGACAAGAUCGACGAAGUGUCGUCUGGAGACAAAAAGGAAUUCCCAAAGAAAGAUGCGACUGGAGCUAGUGCGCCUGUGAUACCCAUGACCGCCAUGAUGUUUCCCAUGACGAUGAUGAUGCCCAUGAUGAUGCCAUUCCCGCAAGGAGGUGGAGUCGGUCUCGUUGACGAAGUCCCGAAGAAGAAGAAACGUGGCCGACCGUCCAAGAAGGCCCUUGCCCAGCAGUCGACGCAAUCGAUCAACUCUGCCGAUCAACCACUGUCCAUGCCCAUGUGGCCAUUCGGUAUGCCCUUGAUGCCGCUUGGAUUCAAGUUCCCCGUCAACCCAAUCAUGGUUGCACCUCAAGUAAAAAACAGCAAAGAACUCGAUGGAGCCACGACAUCCGUCGUCAAGGCGGGAUCCGUUGAGGAUCACAGCAGCGCUGGCGCAUCUUCCAAGGAGGUCUUGGUUGAUGACCUCAAGAAGAAGUCUCGAAGUACAUCAGGCAAACCACGCGGCCGGCCGCGCACACGACCUCGUCCAGGCGAUGUCAUCUCCCGCCCCAAGCUGAUGAAUUUGGCGCCAGCGGUCAUGUACGACCACAUCAAUGGGAAUGGCGCGCUGGAGAAGGACCCCAAGGAUUCGGAGGACGAUGAAGACGACGACCCGAACAAGGGUGGCGGCGGGCUUUUGCCUGGGGAGCGCGUGGUAUAGUACGAUCAGGAGCAUCGCAGAGAACAGCACCACCGCACAGAUACUCCCCCCGCGCCCACAUGUGCAUACACGAUUAAUGUUAAAAAGCUUCUUCGUCGAAA
This is a messenger RNA of Aphanomyces invadans, 996 nucleotides long. RefSeq lists its product as hypothetical. Lineage: Eukaryota; Oomycota; Saprolegniomycetes; Saprolegniales; Verrucalvaceae. The record is from RefSeq and is a predicted model, not a curated record. The transcript has 2 exons. The coding region runs from base 38 to 895 and encodes 285 amino acids.